Molecule: messenger RNA, 1510 nt
Organism: Enhydra lutris kenyoni (northern sea otter)
Lineage: Eukaryota; Metazoa; Chordata; Mammalia; Carnivora; Mustelidae
Product: three prime repair exonuclease 2
Exons: 1
Coding region: 495-1205 (236 amino acids)
Biological process (GO): DNA catabolic process
Cellular component (GO): cytoplasm
Molecular function (GO): 3'-5'-DNA exonuclease activity; nucleic acid binding
Source: RefSeq, a predicted model, not a curated record
CAGGUGGCCCAGUUGGGGAAGGCACCUGGUGUGCCAGGGAGGCCAGAGGAGGCCAAACCAAGGAGGCUUGGCUGCCUGUUUCCCGACAGAUGACCCUAGGACUGCAGGCUCCUAGCCAAGGUGUCUCAGUGAAGAUACCAUCCCGGGCUGGCCCCUCCCUGGGUCCCUGGUGACACAGGCCUGGUGCACUUGGCCUCUCAGGUACCUGGAGGCAGGUGGCAGAGGCCUCCGGGCCGGGAUCUGUGCAGACCGGCCCUACCUUUUGCUGUUUACUAGUUGGUAGUAGUGACAGUGGCCAGGGAGGGACUGGGGCACAGAAUGGAGAGGGUGCCAAGGCCCUAGGAGGCCUCAUCCUGGACAAAGGGGCUUGGAACAUUGGCCCUGGAAUCAGCUGUGUGUGGCUGGGCCCAGGCAGCCCCAUCACUCUGGCCCUCAGGUUUUGUGCCUCUUGCCCUGGCAGCUUUAGGCUUUGCUGUCCCCGUGAGCACAUCGCCAUGUCCGAGGCACCCCGGGCAGAGACUUUCGUCUUCCUGGAUCUGGAAGCCACCGGGCUCCCCAGUGUCAAUCCUGAGGUGGCCGAGAUAUCCCUGUUUGCAGUGCACCGCUCCGCCCUGGAGAACCCGGACCGAGAUGAGGCCGGUGCCCCUGUGCUGCCCCGGGUCCUGGACAAGCUCACGCUGUGCAUGAGUCCGGAGCGCCCUUUCACGGCCAAGGCCAGCGAGAUCACCGGCCUGAGCAGUGCCAGCCUGGCCCGGUGCCGGAAGGCUGGCUUCGACGCCGCUGUGGUGCGGACGCUGCAGGCCUUCCUGAGCCGCCAGGAGGGCCCCCUCUGUCUCGUGGCCCACAACGGCUUUGAUUAUGACUUCCCGCUGCUGUGCACGGAACUGCGGCGCCUGGGCGCCCGCCUGCCCGUGGACACCGUCUGCCUGGACACGCUGCCCGCGCUGCGGAGCCUGGACCGCGCCCACAGCCACGGCACCAGGGCCCAGGGCUGCAAGGGUUACAGCCUGGGCAGCCUCUUCCGCCGCUACUUCCAGGCGGAGCCCAGCGCAGCCCACUCGGCCGAGGGCGAUGUCCACACGCUGCUCCUGGUCUUUCUGCACCGGGCUGCCGAGCUGCUUGGCUGGGCCGACGAGCAGGCCCGAAGCUGGGCCCACAUUGAGCCCAUGUAUGUGCCACCUGAUGGCCCGAGCCUCGAAGCCUGAGUGCCAGGGGCUCGGCGAUUCCACCCCCCAGCGGGGAUGAGGCCCACUCCCAGCGCCGUGGGCAGCACCGGCUCUGACCGUUCUGUCGGGCUCUGAGGCCCGGAGCUAGCCCCAGACCAGUGCCCCGCUGUCCCUCCCUGUCCUCUUAGCCCGCUAGCCCUGGAUGUGUGUAGGGCCUGCUCCUGGCCCUGGCCUGUGUAGCCCUGUGGCCUGAGAGCUUUCUCCCGGCCCCCCAGACUGUGCUCUAGUGGUUUGCCGCUGCAGGCUCCCGCCCUUCACCUGGUCUCAAUAAACAUCAACAACCA